AUGGUUCUGCAUCAUCCAUACAUCGUCAGCCUCUAUGAAGUCAUGGUGCUACCACAUCAUUAUUAUAUGGUCCUCGAGCACGUCGACGGAGGACAAAUGCUUGAUUAUAUUAUCUCACAUGGGAAACUAAAAGAGAAGCAUGCUCGGAAAUUUGCUCGACAGAUUGCAUCUGCCCUUGACUACUGCCAUAGGAACUCCAUUGUUCAUCGCGAUCUAAAGAUUGAAAACAUCUUGAUCUCAAAAUCAGGCAAUAUCAAAAUCAUUGACUUUGGACUAUCAAACCUUUACUCGCCACGAUCCCAUCUGUCGACGUUCUGCGGAUCCCUAUAUUUUGCAGCUCCAGAGCUACUCAACGCCAAGGUAUACACAGGUCCUGAGGUCGACGUGUGGAGCUUUGGUAUCGUCCUCUAUGUCCUCGUUUGUGGCAAGGUUCCUUUUGACGAUCAGUCCAUGCCAGCAUUGCAUGCCAAAAUCAAGCGCGGCUUCGUUGAAUAUCCCGCUUGGCUUAGCAAUGACUGCAGACAUUUGCUGUCAAGAAUGUUAGUGACAGUACCGAGUCAAAGAGCUACCAUGGCGGAGGUUUUGGCCCAUCCAUGGAUGAACAAGUCUUAUGACCAUCAACAGCCCAGCUAUUGCCCUCAGCGAAGCCCCCUGACAGAGCCAUUGGAUAUGAAUGUCAUUCGAGGAAUGACUGGAUUCGAAUUUGGCACAGAGCAGGAGAUUGAGCAGCGAUUGCUAGCAAUCAUUCGAAGUGAGGCAUACCAAACAGCCGCAAAG
Molecule: messenger RNA, 777 nt
Organism: Lobosporangium transversale
Lineage: Eukaryota; Fungi; Mortierellomycota; Mortierellomycetes; Mortierellales; Mortierellaceae
Product: kinase-like domain-containing protein
Exons: 3
Biological process (GO): microtubule cytoskeleton organization; protein phosphorylation; intracellular signal transduction
Cellular component (GO): cytoplasm
Molecular function (GO): protein serine/threonine kinase activity; ATP binding; tau-protein kinase activity
Source: RefSeq, a predicted model, not a curated record